Molecule: messenger RNA, 3610 nt
Organism: Striga asiatica
Lineage: Eukaryota; Viridiplantae; Streptophyta; Magnoliopsida; Lamiales; Orobanchaceae
Source: the annotation of a GenBank genome assembly
GUCCCAAAUCCUGAAACCAGUUAAAAACUUAAAACCUAAAACAUUGGACCCUUCGUCGUCCACAUUUUUCGUUGUCCACGAAAAAAUAGUAAUUAAUAAUUAUAAAUUAUAAUAUUCGGUCUUCCUGUAUUUCCUCUGUGCGUUCCUUUGUUCUCCAGCAUUUAUGCUGUGUGAACUUUUGUUCAUUUCUACGAAGAUUGCUGCUUUUCUACCUUUCUAACAACCCACCUCUUAAUGUGCUGAUUUUCUCAUUUCCAUUUAGUAUCUUUUUCCUUUCAAAAUUGCAUUUUUCUUUUUAAGCUAAAAAAUGUUCGAAUUUUACCGGACCUUUUCCAUAUCUGUGCUGAUUUUUGUGUUUGUUUGUUGAUCACCAUUUUCUUGAGAGCACACUCAUGCUCUUUCAAGUGAAGAAUAAGUGCUUUACUUUCAAAUAUCCCCUUUUCUUUUUCAAAAAUCUUGAUUUAACUUUCAUGGGCCGUUUUGAAAAUGUGAAGCUUUUUUUUGGUUCACCUUUGCUGCAAAUCCCAAGAGUCUCUGUUCAUCAAACACCUUGAGCUGCAACCCAUGUGCUUUUUCAGCAAAUUACACCUAAAUUUGGAAAAACUUGAAAAAAAAAAGAUGCCAUUUUUUGGUUUGUUCAGUAUUUUGCUUUUUGGGCUGCUCUCAAGGUCCCAACUUGUGAUGACCCAAAUGCUAGAUAGUGAUCAGGGGCUCAUAUUGCUUCAAAUUCAGACAGAAUUUCAUGUUUCUAAAUGGAGCGCUCAAAACACCUCGGAUUUUUGCAUCCAGCCAGGCAUUUCUUGCAAUAACUCAUUAGUUGAGUCUCUUGAUCUCUCUAACCAGGGCUUGCGAGGCAAUUUAACCUUAAUCUCACAGCUCAAAUCCUUAAAAUCUCUCGACCUCUCGUUCAACAAUUUCAAUGGCUUUAUCCCACCAGCUCUCGCCGAGCUGUCCGAACUCGAGUUUCUUGAUUUGUCGUUCAACAAUUUCGACGGCCCAAUUCCUUCCGAGUUCUCAAGGCUCAAAAAUCUCAGAGCUUUGCACCUUUCCAGUAACUUCCUCACUGGUGAUAUACCGAAAGAGCUCGAUAGCUUGAAAAAGCUAGAAUCUUUGCACCUUUUCACAAACAGGCUAAAUGGCACAAUCCCUUCAUGGGUUGCCAACUUGACCGGCCUGAGAAUUUUCACUGCCUACGAAAAUGACUUGACUGGCUUCAUCCCUGAUGAGUUGGGCUUGCACAAUGAGCUUCAGCUGUUGAACCUUCACUCAAAUGAGUUAGAAGGCCCAAUUCCUGAAAGCAUUUUCUCUAUGCAGAAGCUAGAGACUUUGGUCCUGACACAGAACAGAUUAAGCGGCUACAUUCCUAAAUCGAUCGGCAAAUGCAAAACCUUGUCGAGUGUCCGAAUCGGUAAUAACAACCUAAGUGGGCUCAUUCCUAGAGAGAUUGGUGACAUCAGCAGCCUAACGUAUUUCGAGGCGAAUGAAAACGGCCUUUAUGGAGAGAUCGUGCCAGAAUUUUCCAAAUGCACAAACCUCACCCUCCUGAAUUUGGCCUCAAACCGGUUUAAUGGGACUGUGCCUCUGGAGUUUGGCUUGUUGAGUAAUCUGCAAGAGUUAAUUCUUUCUGAUAAUGACCUGUUUGGAGAAAUGCCUUUGUCCAUUCUUAGAGUGAGAAGUCUGAAUAAGCUCGAUUUAAGCUAUAACCAAUUCAACGGCACUAUACCAGCCAGCAUCUGCAAUGCGUCUCGGUUGUUGCAGUUCUUGCUUUUAGAGCACAACUCCUUGGAAGGCGAAAUCCCGCACGAGAUUGGUAACUGCACGAAACUGCUGGAAUUGCAACUGGGGAGUAAUCGUUUGAGCGGGAGCAUCCCGCCCGAGAUCGGCCACAUAAAAAACCUGCAGAUUGCUUUGAAUUUGAGCUCUAACCAUCUAAACGGGCAGCUGCCCGAAGAGUUGGGCAGGCUGGACAAGCUUGUUGCUUUAGACGUGUCAGGCAAUCGGCUUACCGGGAAUAUACCGAGUGCUUUCCGGGGUAUGCUGAGUUUGAUCGAGGUAAAUUUCUCAAACAACCAAUUUUCCGGGCCCAUACCCUUGUUCGUCCCGUUUCAGAAGAGCCCGAACUCGAGCUUUAUCGGGAAUAAAGCUCUAUGUGGCGAGCCUUUGACCGUUCCUUGUGGAAAUUCGGACGAUUUUAAUAGUGGUUCUUAUUCUUACCACCAUAAGGUAUCUUACAAGAUUGUGUUGACUGUGAUCGGUUCAGGUUUAGCUGUGUUUGCAUCUGUGAGUGUAGUUGUUUUGCUGUUCAUGAUGAGAGAGAAACAGGAGAAAGCUGCAAAAGAGGCUAAAAUGGCUGAAGAGGAAAUUAACGAGGACCCGAAAAUAAUAGCCGGAAAUGUUUUUAUCGAGAGCCUUAAGCAGGCGAUCGAUUUUGAGGCCGUUGCCAAAGCUACAAUGAAGGAGUCGAGUAAAUUGAGUGUCGGCACUUUUAGCGUCGUUUAUAAGGCAGAUAUGCCGUCUGGGGUGAUUUUAUCGGUUCGAAAACUGAAAUCGAUGGUUCAUAAAACCGUACUUAACCACCAAAGCAAGAUGAUUAGAGAGGUGGAGAAGCUGAGCAAGCUUCGUCACGAUAACUUGAUGAGGCCGAUCGGUUUUGUUCUGUUCGAGGAGGAUGUUGUGCUCUUGUUGCAUCAGUAUUAUCCAAAUGGGACCCUGGCCCAGUUUCUCCAUGGGCCGGGUGAAAAGCCCGAUUACAAGCCCGACUGGCCCGUGAGGCUUGCGAUUGCUAUUGGUGUAGCUGAAGGCCUGGCUUUUCUACACAAUGUGGCGAUUAUCCAUCUCGAUAUCUCGUCGGGCAAUGUGGUUUUGGACUCGAGUUUUAAUCCUUUAUUGGGUGAAGUCGAGGUCUCGAAGCUUCUAGACCCUUCUAGAGGAACUGCGAGUAUAAGCGCGGUAGCUGGUUCGUUCGGAUAUAUCCCUCCAGAAUAUGCUUACACAAUGCAAGUCACGGCACCAGGGAAUGUAUACAGCUAUGGGGUUGUUUUACUCGAGAUCCUCACGACACGGCUGCCAGUUGACGAGGCGUUUGGGGAAGGGAUUGAUCUAGUGAAGUGGGUGCAUGGUGCACCCACAAGAGGGGAGACACCGGAGCAGAUUCUUGAUCCGAGGCUGAGCACAGUCUCGUUCGGCUGGAGAAAAGAAAUGCUGGCUGCACUCAAAGUUGCAUUGCUCUGCACGGAUAACACGCCGGCUAAACGGCCCAAGAUGAAAAAUGUGGUGGAGAUGAUGAAAGAAAUUGGAAAAAAUUAGGUGUUUCUUGAAAAGUGUGUUAUUUUUGACAGUACAUUUGGAGAAUUUGUUUCAGUUUUUUCUUUCAUACCAAACUCAGGACGGUAAGGUAGUCUGAGAAUAUGCACAAAAAGCUUAUUAGUAGCCAUUAUGCAAGAUUACUUACUCUUGAAAUGAUUGCUAGAACUAAAUACAUGAAAUAUUAAAAUUGGUACACGAAAUAACCGAUGUAACAAAUGUAACUUCUCUAAAAAUAACAAAUGUCAAUCGUGUUUGAGAAAAAUAACCAAUGUAAGUGUUCUUCGGUUUUAUAAAAAGACAUUGG